This is a messenger RNA of Acomys russatus (golden spiny mouse), 3428 nucleotides long. RefSeq names its product CBFA2/RUNX1 partner transcriptional co-repressor 3 (gene Cbfa2t3). Gene Ontology annotation, biological process: negative regulation of DNA-templated transcription; DNA-templated transcription. Gene Ontology annotation, molecular function: transcription corepressor activity. Bases 1029 to 3143 code for a protein of 704 amino acids. The record is from RefSeq and is a predicted model, not a curated record. Gene Ontology annotation, cellular component: nucleus. The transcript is spliced from 12 exons. NCBI's taxonomy places the organism in Eukaryota, Metazoa, Chordata, Mammalia, Rodentia, Muridae.
CCGCGCGGUGCGAGAAGACAGCUUGCGGAUCGCCCCCAAGUUAUGGAGGUGGCGACCCAGUGAGAAGGAAAAGCCACUUCGGGAGCCGGGUUGCGAGAGCGACGGUCCGCUGGAGCUCCAGACCGUAAGUGCAGCCUCUGCCCCGCUCAACGCCGCCGCUGUCACCCUACUUUGCCCGUGGCUGCCCUCCCGGGGGUCCGCACUGCGCCCCCCUCCCGCUCCAGCCUCGCCACUUUACAAAGUUCGUGCCCACGGCAGGGUGGAGCCAACUCUGCCCACUCAUUUGACUGAGUGCACCCACCCUAGGUGAGCAGACAACUUGACCUGUCCAGAGUGCUUGUGGUUAACCUUUAGGUGGGAGCUGAGUCGUGGAGGAGUACGGGCUCCCCACACCACCCACAGGCGCCCCCUGGGGUGCCGGGUUUCCUGACAAAGGCUGGUAGCCUGUAUGACAGUGCUCGGGACUGACUGGAAGCCAAGGGCUUCAACCCACCCCGUGAGAUAGGGCUGGCAGGAAAGGGUCUGCUGCUUUCUCUAGCCCUGCCCCCUCUUAUUUUGGUCCCUGGAUCAACCAUUAAGGCCUUGAGGCUGAGCAUCCUUCCCGGUGGUGGGGAGGGGAUCAUGACCGUCCUCCCUGGGGUCCUGACAGCCAGGUGCAGGCACAGCCUCCGGCUCUGAUCCUUCUCACAGCCUUUGGGAACGGUCCAUCUGUGUGUAGGGCAGGCCCAGAGCCAGGCUGUGGGAACAGCGGGGAGGAGGUGUGAGCACCGUGGAGGGACAGAUGGCUGGAGAUUCAGCCGGAGUCGGGCUGACUAAGGUGGAGCAGAAGGCAGCCAGGCUGGCAGCUCCUGGCUUGGAGCCGCUGAUUCUGAAUGCAUGGCCCUGAACUUGGUGUGUUUGGGCUUCUUGACCACAGUGCUUGGAUGGACUACAGUGAGGGGGGGCCCUACCCCAUGAAUAGAACUAUCUGAUCAUGUGAGCUAAAGCUGAGUUUCUGAGCCCAGUUCCUCUGAAUAACAGAAAAUCUCAUGCUCCUGUUUGUGGGGUUGAUCCCAGUAACUGUCACACCCGUCCCUCCUACCCUGAGGCCAGGAUGUGGCUUCAUUAUGUCUGGUUGGGUGUGUGCUUCCUCCCAGCGCUCAGAAACAGGAGGUUCCCAGGCAGCCACUCAGAGGAUGGGGCUAGCUGAAGACAAAGGGAGUGGUCACUGUGCCCUGGCACUGCCCUUGGAAGUUGCUGGAAGCUUUCAGAAACUUCUCAAGGCUGGGAUUCUCUCAUCUCCCGGAAACCCAAGGGACUGGCCUGAGAGAGUUCAGCCAUACCUGGCCAGAACGCACUUGGCUCCUGGCCCAGGAAGAGCUAACAGGAAGGAGAAGGCUGCAGCAAUGCCAGACUCUCCGGCUGAAGUGAAGACGCAGCCCCGGUCCACACCCCCCAGCAUGCCACCCCCACCUCCCACAGCAUCCCAGGGAGCCACACGACCACCCUCCUUCACACCUCACACACAUGGCGAGGAUGGACCUGCGACGUCUCUGCCCCACGGCCGUUUCCACGGCUGCUUAAAGUGGUCCAUGGUCUGUCUCUUGAUGAACGGCAGCAGCCACUCACCCACGGCCAUCCACGGUGCCCCUUCUACACCCAAUGGCUUCAGCAACGGCCCAGCCACCUCAUCCACCGCCUCGCUGUCCACACAGCACCUGCCCCCGGCGUGUGGAGCUCGGCAGCUCAGCAAGCUCAAGCGUUUCCUCACCACCCUGCAACAGUUUGGCAGUGACAUCUCUCCUGAGAUCGGGGAGCGCGUGCGCACACUGGUGCUGGGGCUGGUGAACUCAACCCUGACGAUCGAAGAAUUUCAUUCCAAGCUCCAAGAAGCCACCAACUUCCCUCUGCGGCCAUUCGUCAUCCCUUUUCUGAAGGCCAAUCUUCCACUGCUGCAGCGAGAGCUCCUGCACUGUGCCCGCCUGGCCAAGCAGACGCCUGCCCAGUACCUGGCCCAGCAUGAGCAACUGCUGCUGGAUGCCAGCGCCACCUCCCCAGUCGACUCUUCUGAGCUCCUGCUGGAAGUCAACGAGAAUGGCAAGAGGAGAACACCUGACAGGACCAAAGAGAAUGGGUCAGACCGGGACCCUCUGCACCCCGACCACCUCAGUAAGCGGUCCUGCACCCUGAACCCCGCCCAGCGCUGCAGCCCCAGCAAUGGGUUGCCCCACCCUACGCCGCCCCCACCCCCACACUAUCGCCUGGAGGACAUGGCCAUCGCUCACCACUUCCGGGACUCCUACCGACAUCCUGAUCCCCGAGAGCUGCGAGAACGCCAUCGGCCCCUUGGCAUGCCUGCGUCUCGACAAGAAGAAGUGAUUGACCACAGGCUCACAGAGCGUGAGUGGGCAGAAGAGUGGAAACACCUCAACAGUCUCCUGAACUGCAUCAUGGAUAUGGUGGAGAAGACUCGGCGAUCCCUCACCGUGCUGCGCCGGUGCCAGGAGGCCGACCGAGAGGAACUCAACCACUGGAUUCGGUGCUACAGUGACUCUGAGGAAGGGAAGAAAGGCCCCACCCCCACCUCUGCCCGGUCCCUCAACAGCUGCAAUGGUCCUGAGGGGUCUCAGUUAGAUGUUCACCGGGAUUUCAUGCCCAGGACCCUCUCUGGCUAUAUGCCUGAGGAGAUCUGGAGGAAAGCUGAAGAGGCCGUGAAUGAGGUGAAACGCCAGGCUAUGUCGGAGCUACAGAAAGCUGUGUCUGAUGCGGAGCGCAAAGCGCAUGAACUCAUCACCACAGAGCGUGCUAAGAUGGAACGAGCCCUGGCUGAGGCCAAGCGGCAGGCUUCGGAGGAUGCCCUGACUGUCAUCAACCAACAAGAGGACUCCAGCGAGAGCUGCUGGAACUGCGGGCGCAAGGCCAGCGAGACUUGUAGCGGCUGCAAUGCCGCACGCUACUGUGGGUCCUUCUGUCAACACAAGGAUUGGGAGAAGCAUCACCACGUGUGUGGCCAGAGUCUGCAGGGCCCCGCAGCUGCAGUGGCUGACCCACUGCCUGGACAGCCUGAUGCCACUGCCAGCCCCAGCGAAGCCGGCUCAGCGGGGCCCUCUCGCCCCUGCUCUCCAGGCCCACCAGGCCCACUGGAUGCUGCUGUGCCCCGCUGACCUCCAGAUCCGAUGACGCCCAGCCCAUGGACGCCAUGCCCUGCCAACCUCCUGGCCCCACCGUGGCCCACCAGAUGCCUGGAGCCGGUGUGUGGAGUCACUGCUGCUAUUGCUUCUCUCCAAAAGAAAUCACAGACCCAACGGAACUGCAUCCGUGCAGCCUCAGCUACCUGACACGGUCUGCCAGGACCUCUGCAGCCUCUCUUCGCAAGCGUCCUCAGAAACCACUGCGGAGCUACAGACAGUGGCACCUGUGGGUGCGAGUGUGGCCAGCUCUGCCGCUGU